Molecule: messenger RNA, 1788 nt
Organism: Zingiber officinale
Lineage: Eukaryota; Viridiplantae; Streptophyta; Magnoliopsida; Zingiberales; Zingiberaceae
Product: pentatricopeptide repeat-containing protein At2g22410, mitochondrial-like
Exons: 1
Coding region: 1-1788 (595 amino acids)
Biological process (GO): RNA modification
Molecular function (GO): protein binding; RNA binding
Source: RefSeq, a predicted model, not a curated record
AUGAUGAAUUGCAGGGCAUUGAGCCAGUGCUUCCCCUGGCUCGACGCCUGCUCCAAAGCGUCCCAUCUCGACCAAAUCCACGCCCAGGUCAUCGCCAAAGGGCUCUCCGGAGACAAGCGCACCUCAAGCGUGAUCCUCCAUGUUUGCCACAAGCUUCUCCGAUCGCAGUCCGCUUCUAGAUCCAAGGAAAGCGGCACCAGUUUUGGCCUUUACAAGCAACUGCUGCAAUGCGGUGCCACGCCCAGCGGCGUCACCUUCUCUCUCGUUCUGAAAGCGUGUUCGCACCUCAAAGCUCCGGGCUUGGUGAUGGGAAUCCACGCGCAGUCUCUCGCACUCGGUUUUCGAUAUGAUUCGCUUGUGCUCAACUCGUUGAUCCAUGGGUACGUUGCCUGUGAGCUUGUAGGAACCGCUCAUGAAGUGUUCGAUGAAUUGCCUGACAGAGAUUGCAUUGCUUGGACCGAACUCAUCAAUGGUUACGCUCGCAGCGGCUGUGCUGAGGCAGUAUUGGACUUGUUCUUGCGAAUGAUGGAAUCAGAUGUGAGGCCUGAUGAGUUCAGCAUCGUUGCUGUAUGCACUGCUUUUUCGCAGUUUGGCAGCGCAAGUUUAGCGAGGAUGGCAGAGGGAUUAGCUUGCAAGCUCGGGGCCAUGGAAAACUCUUACGUGGUUAAUGCGUUAAUCGACAUGCACGGCAAGUGUGGGAGCGUUAGCGAUGCUUGGGAACUGUUCGACGGAUUGCCGCACAAAGAUGUAGUAUCAUAUAACUCCAUGGUUGCUGGAUUUGCAAGGAACGGCGACAUGGAGACGGCAAAGACGCUUUUCAAUCGAAUACCGAACAAGAACGAAGUGUCCUGGAGCUCGCUAAUUAAUGGGUAUCUGCAGAACGACUGCUUCAGGGAGGUUUUGAAUGCGUAUACUGAGAUGAUCGACGACGGCCGUGUAGUGCCAAAUGCAGCUGCAAUCACCUGCACGGUUGCGGCUUGUGCUCAUCUCGGUGCUCUCGAUUUGGGGCGAAAAAUUCACAUGAACUUGGACGAGACUAAGCUUUGUGUUGAUAUUGUUCUGAGCACUGCACUGGUAGAUAUGUAUGCCAAGUGCGGUUGUAUCAGUGCUGCUUGUGCUUUGUUUGGUAGGAUUGUGCAAAAGAGUGAGGUCUCUUGGAAUGUGAUGAUCAUGGGAUUGGCCAUUCAUGGGCAAGCAGCUGAGUGCCUGGAGCUCUUCUCCGAGAUGUUGAAGGCAGGCAUGAAACCGACUAGCACGACAUUCACCGGGGUUCUAUCGGCUUGUGCACAUGUUGGAUGGUUAGAAGUAGGGAAACACUACUUCGAAAAGAUGAUCAAGUUGUAUCGAAUAAGUCCUAGUCCCGAGCAUCUGUGUUGCAUGGUGCACUUGUUGGGCAGGGCAGGGCUCAUAUACGAGGCAUUUCAGCUUGUAAGGGACUCCCCUCACGAUCCCGACGCGGCCACUUGGGGCGCCCUGUUGAGCUCUUGUAGACGACAUGGCUAUGUCGAACUUGGAGAUGUCAUUGCUCGAAAGAUACUGGAGUUGGAACCUUAUCACAGCGGAGCGUUCGUGCAGCUAUCGAGCAUGUUUGCCUCUGCUAGUAAGUGGAGGGAAGUGCAGGAGAUUCGAAAGAUCAUGAAAGAAAGAGGAGUUCAAAAUCGAUGCGGAUGGAGUUGGUUCGAGCUGGAUGGAACUGUACAUGAAUUUGUUAUAGGAGUGAAUUCACAUCCUAGAAUAAUCGACAUUUAUCGUGUGCUACAGGCAAUAGAUCAUCACAUGAACGGGUAA